This is a messenger RNA of Populus trichocarpa (black cottonwood), 1910 nucleotides long. RefSeq names its product magnesium transporter MRS2-11, chloroplastic. Lineage: Eukaryota; Viridiplantae; Streptophyta; Magnoliopsida; Malpighiales; Salicaceae. Bases 104 to 1447 code for a protein of 447 amino acids. Gene Ontology annotation, molecular function: magnesium ion transmembrane transporter activity. Gene Ontology annotation, biological process: magnesium ion transport. The transcript has 14 exons. The record is from RefSeq and is a predicted model, not a curated record.
AUAUUUUAUCGCUAAAAAGCCAAUCAGAUCCUCUCUCUCUCACCUACUUUCCUCUCACUUCAGCUCCGUUACAGUCCAUGACCGAACCUCACUCACCACAUCAAUGGCUUUAUCUCUUCAACUUCCGCCGGCACUACCUAACCACCACCUCCUCUUCUCUUACUCUACACUCCCAUCCUCCUCACCUCCUCCUCUCUCUCUCAUCCACAAGAAAAAAUUAUGUCCACUGCUUCCCAUCGCCGUGAGAUCAUCUUCCAGAGUCAAAUGUUUGACCAAAUCAACGGAGGAGGAUCGAAGCGAACAAGAAAGCAGCUUAGUCUCUGACUCUGAUGUCGGAGAAGAAGCAGAAAUCAGAGAAGACACUAAAGUCCAGCUCCAACAGAACAAGAGGAUUCCAACAACAUCGUCGUUUGGUGAUUCUCUCUCCCUUGGGAUUCGUGAGCAUGUUUAUGAGGUUGUAGAAGUUAAGCCAAAUGGAAUGGUAUCCACUCGGAAAAUAAACAGGCGUCAGUUACUCAAGUCUAGCGGUCUGCGACCAAGAGAUAUUCGCAGUGUUGAUCCAUCAUUAUUUUUGACAAACUCAAUGCCCUCUUUGCUGGUUCGUGAGCACGCUAUCUUACUCAAUCUGGGCUCAUUGCGAGCGAUAGCAAUGCAAGAAUGUGUUCUUAUAUUUGACUAUAAUCGGAGAGGAGGAAAAGCUUUUAUAGAUACCCUGUUGCCUCGGUUGAACCCCAGAAACUCGAAUGGAGGGCCAUGCAUGCCGUUUGAGCUUGAGGUCAGUGAGGUUGUUGAAGCAGCAUUGCUAUCACGAGUACAACGUUUGGAGCAGAGACUGAUGAAUAUAGAACCUCGUGUUCAAGCUUUACUCAAGGUUUUGCCCAACCGGUUAACUGCAGAUAUACUGGAGGAACUUCGUAUUAGCAAGCAAGCCUUGGUUGAAUUGGGUUCAAGGGCAGGGGCUCUUCGUCAAAUGCUGCUUGAUCUUUUGGAGGACGAACAUGAAAUACGCAGGAUAUGUAUAAUGGGAAAAAACUGCAAACUCAAAGGAAAUGACGUUGUGGAAUGCUCUGUUCCCUUAGAAAAGCAAAUUGCUGAAGAAGAGGAGGAAGAAAUUGAGAUGCUUUUGGAAAAUUACCUUCAGAGAUCUGAAUCUUGUCAUGGUCAGGCAGAAAGACUUCUUGAUUCUGCAAAAGAAAUGGAAGAUUCCAUUGCUGUUAACUUAAGCUCGCGGAGGCUUGAGGUGAGCAGAGUGGAAUUACUUCUCCAGGUUGGGACAUUUUGUGUGGCUGUGGGUGCUCUAGUUGCAGGUAUAUUUGGCAUGAAUUUGAAGUCCUAUCUUGAAGAGCAUGUGUUUGCUUUUUGGUUAACAACAGCUGGGAUAAUUUUUGGUGCUGUUGUGGCAUUUUUUCUCACGUAUUCAUAUCUUAGAACUAGGAAGAUACUGUAAUCUGGGCAAUUAUUCAAUAUAGGCGAUCUCAAAACUGAAGCAGCUCUCAUGGCCAGUUGAUUCGAGUCACCUAGACAAGGACCAGUCGAAGAUGUUUCUAGAGCGCAUAAUAGUCUGAUUUGAUUGCUGUAUGUAGGUAGUUACAUUAACAUUAUUUGCGGCCAGACAGUACGCAACUACAGCUGUUGAAACCAAGAAGUGAAGUUUCAUGGAACUUCAAUAUCCAAUGCUUCAAUGUUUACAAGAGAAACGGAGCAAGGUUCUGCGAAUUCCUGGAAAGAAGGAAGUGCUUAUUCUUCGAACAAGUGGGGAGAAAUUGUUCCUUAGUAAUUAGAUGUAUUUUGCUCUUGCAAACUGGAGUACCAUAGCCAUUCUGAAAAUUUUGUUGUUAGGCUGUGAUUCCCAGCAGAAGUAAAUCUCUGUUUCCAGUUACGUCUAAUGGCAUCUCAGAAUUUCAUAUUCA